Molecule: messenger RNA, 1704 nt
Organism: Sorghum bicolor (sorghum)
Lineage: Eukaryota; Viridiplantae; Streptophyta; Magnoliopsida; Poales; Poaceae
Product: E3 ubiquitin-protein ligase SINA-like 11
Exons: 6
Coding region: 1-1536 (511 amino acids)
Cellular component (GO): cytoplasm
Molecular function (GO): ubiquitin protein ligase activity; zinc ion binding
Source: RefSeq, a predicted model, not a curated record
AUGGCGACUACACCGUUCGGCCGCGCCAUCUCUGCGGUCGCCUUGGCACCGGCGAGGAGGAAGACGACAUGCAACCUCAAACUCUUGUUCCAAAAGUUGGAUCAUAACCAGUCAUCUACGUUCAAAGUUGAAUGCGCGUGUCCCUCAAAAGGGCUGCCAGAUCCCAACGCCUCCUUCCAGUUCUUCAUUCCCAAGUAUGUUGCUGGAUCUAAGAAAGCUACAGUUCAUGUCUUUGCUAGGAUUAAUUCCAUCGGCCGGCCCGCAAGGCCCACUAGGCUACGCUCGUGCACGCCCGCACCGCACGCCCCCAUCCGCAUUCGUCGGCGGCCGGCGGCCGGCGGCACAGGUCUGUCGGUGUCGGGGCUCCUGGUGGCCGGCGCCCGACGAUCGGGUCGGAAAAGGAAAGGAGGUAUGGCGGCGCGAACAGUAUCUUCUCGUCGUCAACUCUACAGUUUUUUUCUUGCCGACGAUUUGAUGUCGAGCAAGAGGAAGAAGAAGAGCCAGGACAACGGCGGCGGCACCUGCCGGAUUGAAAGCAACGUUGACGACUUCCUGGAGGACGACGAAGAAGGCUCCCAUGAACCGGCAUCAGCGGCGGCGGCGGCGGCGGCACCCGACGUGCGUGCUAGGACGAGGACCGCAGUGGCGAACGUGACGGUGGGCGACGCCGACGCCCUGGACUGCGGCGUGUGCUUCCUCGCGCUCAGGCCUCCCAUUUUCCAGUGCGAGGUGGGGCAUGUGGUGUGCUCGGCCUGCCGCGACAAGCUGGAGGCCACGGGGAACGGCGUGUGCCAUGUCUGCGGCGUCGCCACGCACGGCUACCGCCGGUGCCACGCCAUGGAGCAGCUCUUGGACUGCAUCCGCGUCCCUUGCUCAUAUUCGGCUCAUGGCUGUGACACAAUGCCUCCCUACCAUGGCCAGGAAAGCCAUCGCCAGGUGUGCCGGCACGCGCCCUGCCACUGCCCUGGCGAGUCGUGUGGCUUCGUCGGCUCCACGGCCGCGCUCCUGGACCACUUCGCCGGUGCACACAACUGGCCGUGCACCACCAAGGUCAGGGCCAGGGAGACAUUCAGCAUCCGUUUGCAUGUUGGAUUCAACUUCUUUCUGCUUCAGGACAAUGGCCGCAGCGAUGGUGAACAAGCGUUCCCCGUCCCGCGCCUGUUCCUGAUGAACGUGACGCGGGAACGGCUUGGUCGUGCCAUCUCUGUGCUCUGCAUCCAUCCUCACGCAUCCACCACCACUGCUGCCAAUGGUGCUCAAGAGCUGUCAUUGACGCAAUGUGAGCUGGUAUUCUCGCUCUACGGCGACAGGAGCUUGUGCCAUAGCUACUAUCAAUCGUCGGUGUUCAAAGUGCUGUGCACGGACCUCUCCAAUGGGCUGCCCAACCCUGAAGGAUGCUUCCAGUUCUUCGUGCCCAACGCCGUUCUUGGGGAUGGGGACGACAGGAAUUCUAUCCAGAUUAAAAAUCAAUCGGCGGCUUCAAAUAAUAUGCCUCAUCAGCCACCACAUCAGCCGGGGUGGCCAGCUUGGCAGUGAAUGGUUCAUGCUUAUUGUGUUGGUGCUUAUGUACUUGGAGACUUAGAUUUGCAUUACUGGCUUGGACUUAGAAUAUUUGGUUAACUUGGUCAUGCACUUGGAUUGUUUGGUUCACUUGGCGAUACACUUAUUGCACUUCUGCUUAUAUGUGAUGUGUGAUAUAUGUGA